ACUUCGCUCUGCUCGACGUUUUGUUUUGCUGCUGUGAUUUGGCUGCUCGGCCUCAGCUUCGUUAUGUGACUCGGUCGGGACACACCUCGCCCUGCGACACCAGCACCCGGUUCUCUUCAUCACCACCGAGGGAGAAGACAGGCUGCCUCUAACGGCCGUGUCCGCUGGUUUUCCCCCGGUCUACAGCGACUCUUUCAGGGACGUUUCCCCCGGAGCCUCGUCCGGAAAACAACGACGUUUCCCCCGCGCUUUGGGCUGUUUAUGCUGUUUAUGCUGUUUAUGCUACCCAUCCAUACAAACCCGGGACUGCACGGCUCCAAUAACGUGCUCUGGACUGUUUAUGUGAAAUUAAAGAGCAUGAUUUUCGUGCAAAGUCGAGGUGGAGACGGCCAGGGAUGUGUGGUUACCAGCACUGACGUACGUGGACCACACAGAUUACCCUUAGUUUAUAAUACGCACCGGUUUCUUCUUGCUUUGGGGGAAAUAUUUGGGUUUUCCGAGGAAAUACAGCUGAGAAAAGAUGAAAUAGGAGGCUGGUAUUGUCGGUGAAACGAGCUCUUUUCUUGCACACUCCCACACACUCCUCUUCCUGGACCGACUGUGUUUACUAAUCCCUCAUUCAAGCCGGUGUUAGAUGAGCUUCCCUUCACUUAAAGUGUCUGUAGUUUGUUUUUUAAACCCAGUCUUGCAGGUGGGUGGGGGAAGCAUGACAACUUACUGAGUAUUUACAUUUGAAGGACGUUUUCAUACUUGCUUGGCUUUCAAAUCACCACCAAAGAAGAUAAGCAGCAGCUAGUUUGGCCUUUGAACAUGGAAGGAAAUGUACAGCAACAGAAAAUCACACCUUUAGCUCGGGAACUGACCAGAACAUUUAACAGCUACAACAAGCACACCAUUCAGCUGAAGAAAAACCUAAAGGAGACCAAUGUUUUCUUCCGGGAAAUAAGGCAGAACUAUAGCAAUGUUUGUGCAUCGACCAUAAACUCGGAUUCAGCUUCUCUGGAGGCAGGCCAGCUUAGCUGCAUCUCUUUUCCAAGCCAUGAGGAAGAGUUUCUGCGCAAUACGGUGGGUGCUGCCCCGUACAUCCUCAUCCUUGGCCAGGGCUGUGCUGCCCGUUACCAGCUGCUCAACUGCCUUCUGGGGGAGAGGCUGCUGCCACUGGGCCCAGAGACUGGAGAGGCUUGUGAAGGAGUCCAUGGCAAUGUCUGUAAGAGGCGGAAGCUGUGUUUUACCCACGGACGACAGACACGCCUCAGCUUGGCACUUCCUGGUCAGUAUGAGCUUGUGCAUCAGUUGGCGGCGAACCGUGGCCGCUGGGAUACGGUUCCCAGGGAGGAUCUUGAGAUUCACGAGGAGUGCGAGGACCCAGCCCACAGGCUAGCAGAGCUGGAAAUCACCCUGCAUCACCCACUGCUUCAGGAAGCAAAAGUCAUGGUGGUCCCCUGUCCAAGUGUCCAGCCCAUUGAGGAGGUCCUUGAAGACUGUACUCGCAACGUGAUUCCUGUCAUACUCUAUGCCAUCACCAAGGACUCCUUGAGCCAGGGGCAGGUGGACGAGCUCCAGAAGGUCAAAGAGAUGCUCUCCUUUCCCAUAUGUUUUAUUCGCAUCCCUGACACCCCUGGAGCCUCCCCAGACCCCGGCCGGCGGGGGGAAAGGGAGAAGGACAGGGAGAAAAGUGCACUCCACAAGCAGCUACUCUCACUUGGUUUCCUGAGUAGUCAGACUGGAAACUGUUCCUGUGGUGCCCCUACGCAGACGCCCACCCCCGGUGCCAAGCCCCAGAGCGUGUUGGGGGAAUGCUUUGACAGAUUGCAUCGGUUAUUGGUGCCAUUUACACGCCAAGUGUUGCAAAACCAACAAGUGGAAGCUGCCAACUUGCUUAAUGGACUUCAUUGCAGAUGCCUAGAUCUUUUCAUCAACCAGGCCUUUGACAUGCAGAGGGACUUGCAGAUUACUCCCCGCCGGCUGGAGUACACCCGUGAGAAAGAGGGUGAACUCUUCAAUUCCCUUAUGGCCAUUGCUAACCGUAAACAAGAAGAGAUGAAGGAGAUGAUUGUUGAGACCCUUGGCAGCAUGAAAGACCAGUUACUGGAGGAUGCAGCCAACCUGGAGUUUACAGAUAUCAUUGUAACAACGAAUGGAGAGGCUGUUACGUCAAAAGAGAUAAAGUCCUGCAUCCACUUGAUCCAGGAGCUGAUAGUGGUGCGUUUGAAUCAGGCGGUGGCGAAUAAACUCAUCAGCUCUGUGGACUAUCUGAGGGAGAGCUUUGUGGGAACGCUGGAACGCUGUCUCAACAGUCUGGAGAAGUCCACCUCGGAUUCCUCUGUUCACAAUGUUACGUCGAACCAUCUAAAACAGCUUUUGAAUGCCGCCUAUCAUGUGGAGGUGACCUUUCAUUCAGGAUCUUCUGUCACAAGAUUUGUUUGGGAGCAAAUCAAGCAGAUAAUCCACAGGAUAACAUUCGUCAACCCUCCCGCUAUCACUCCGGAGUGGAAACGGAAAGUCGCUCAGGAUGCCAUCGAGAGUCUCAGCGCUGCCAAACUGGCUCGGAGCAUCUGCUCCCAGUUCAGAACCCGGCUGAACAGCUCCCACGAGGCCUUUGCAGCAUCUCUGCGUCAGCUGGAAGAGGGACACACAGGGCGUCUGGAGCGCACCGAGGAUCUGUGGCUGCGUGUGAGGAAGGACCACGCCCCUCGCCUUGCUCGCCUGUCGUUGGAGAGCCGCUCCCUAAGGGACGUGCUGCUGAAUGGCAAACCCAAGCUCGGGCGGGAGCUCGGUCGGGGCCAGUAUGGCGUUGUAUACUUGUGCGACAGUUGGGGAGGACACUACCCGUGCGCCUUGAAGUCUGUGGUUCCACCUGAUGACAAACAUUGGAAUGACCUGGCUUUAGAGUUUCACUACACACGGUCUCUACCCAAGCACGAACGGCUGGUCGACCUGCAUGGCUCUGUGAUCGACCACACCUACGCGGAGGGCUCCAGCAUCGCUGUGCUGCUCAUCAUGGAGCGGCUCCACAGAGAUCUCUACACAGGCUUGAAGGCUGGUUUAUCACUGAGGGAAAGGCUUCAGAUUGCUUUAGAUGUCGUGGAGGGGAUCCGUUUCCUGCACAGUCAGGGUCUCCUGCACAGAGACAUUAAGCUGAAAAAUGUCCUGUUGGACAAACAAAACCGUGCAAAGAUCACUGACCUGGGCUUCUGCAAACCCGAGGCUAUGAUGUCUGGCAGCAUUGUUGGGACUCCCAUCCAUAUGGCUCCAGAGCUGUUUACAGGAAAAUAUGACAAUUCGGUUGACGUCUAUGCUUUUGGCAUCCUGUUCUGGUACCUCUGCACUGGUUCGGUGAAACUCCCAGAAGCCUUUGAGAAAUGCUCCAGCAAGGACCAGCUCUGGAACAAUGUUAAGAAAGGUGCCAGACCAGAGCGGCUUCCCGGUUUUGACGAGGAAUGCUGGCAGCUGAUGGAGGCCUGCUGGAACGGGGACCCGUCCCUGAGGCCCCUGCUCGGCAUCGUGGAGCCCAGCCUCCAGUCCAUAAUGCAUCGGCUCUGCAACUGCGGCUCAGAGCAGAAAAGCAGCAGCCUGGAAGACUCAAACUGAAAACACUCCAGACAAACUAACACGUAUUUGAGUGGGAUUCUUAUCAGAAAAGUUAUUUUGUUGUAUUUAAAAAGAAUGGACCUGAGCCGGCCAAUGGAUCAAUGUCCAAGUCGUCGUCAUCGCCGUCGUCCUUGUUCACCGUGGUUGGAUUUACAUUAUUUAUGAAGCUGAUGGAGACCAGGAGUGUGCAGAUGGGUGUUUUACCAUGUAUCAUACAGACUCUACACUAAGCUUUUCUUGUAGUUGCAGUGCUAAUUGCUACUUUGUUGUGUCAUGAAACUGUUACUAGAUGCAAAUUGUUUUAAAAAAUAGUCCACGUCCAGUAUUAUGAAAAAAAAAUACAAAUAUAUAUGUUUAAUUUUAGAUUGUAUUUAAACUGAACAUGUCUACAUCUACUUUUUUUUAAAUAAAAAUGAUCUGUUACAAC
Cololabis saira (Pacific saury) is the source of this 4018-nucleotide messenger RNA. It is a transcript of the gene dstyk, whose product is annotated as dual serine/threonine and tyrosine protein kinase. Gene Ontology annotation, biological process: protein phosphorylation. The record is from RefSeq and is a predicted model, not a curated record. The transcript has 14 exons. Lineage: Eukaryota; Metazoa; Chordata; Actinopteri; Beloniformes; Belonidae. Gene Ontology annotation, molecular function: ATP binding; protein kinase activity. The coding region runs from base 811 to 3591 and encodes 926 amino acids.